UCGGAGUCCAUCGAUCGGUCACUUGAGUUGUUUGGCUGUAUGUAUAGCUCCAAGAAUUACAGCAAACCUGCCGUCGCUGCCGAAGAGUGCUCAACUCAAUUAAAGUUUGAUUGGCCGGCCAUUAAUGAGUGCGCUUCGGGACCCUUGGGUCGGGGUUUGCACCUCAGGAGUGGCGAGAUUUUCCAGGCCCUUAAAAAUCCUAAACCCGAUUACGUGGACUGGAUUAUAGUCAAUGGUGUCCAUACGGAUGCCAUCAAUAAAAGGGCCGACACUGAUUUAUUGGGACUCAUAUGCGAUACCUAUACUUAUGUGAGCCAACAGUUGUACCCCACGUACCAGAAGUUGGGCUCAAUAUUGGACAUACAGCUCAAUACGUUCGCAUUCUAUAGCUGGACCAAUCAAACAAAACCUGAUGGCACCUAUGAUAUCACCAUCAAAAACUUGACCGAAGUCCAGGGUACUCUCAUUCAGGCUUGUGUGAUGGAAAUGGAGCCAAUAGACAAGACCCUGGCCCUAUUGUCCUGUAUGUUUACAUCACCUGAUUAUCAGACACAAGUGAACGCCGGGAAACAGUGUUCAGAAAAGUUGGGUCUUAAUUGGGCUCAAAUAAACGAGUGUGCUCAGGGUCCUUUAGGCCGUGGACUAUACAUUCAGGGCUUUGAGCGAAUGAUGGCGGUUAAACCCAAAAUCACCUGUAUUUCAUACGGCAAUAUGUAUGUCAUAUAUUUAGCGCCCCUUUUGCUGGCAAUUGUAGGCAUAUCCGAGUCCAGUGCCGAACCACUCGUUCAGCUCAAUGUCUAUUACGAGAGUCUUUGUCCCGAUUGUAAACAAUUUCUCAGCACUCAAUUGAUUCCCAAUUACAAGAAGUUACAGUCAAUUAUGUCUGUAGAGUUGGUGCCCUUUGGUUGGGCUAAGGUGACCAGGGUCAACCACACUGAUGGUACAUUUGAUGUCAACUUCACGUGCCAGCACGGGGUACAGGAGUGUAUUGGCAAUCAAAUACACAAUUGUGUCCUAAACUCGGAGUCCAUCGAUCGGUCACUUGAGUUGUUUGGCUGUAUGUAUAGCUCCAAGAAUUACAGCAAACCUGCCGUCGCUGCCGAAGAG
Oppiella nova is the source of this 1107-nucleotide messenger RNA. The record is from the annotation of a GenBank genome assembly. NCBI's taxonomy places the organism in Eukaryota, Metazoa, Arthropoda, Arachnida, Sarcoptiformes, Oppiidae.